Ochlerotatus camptorhynchus is the source of this 4479-nucleotide messenger RNA. It is a transcript of the gene mle, whose product is annotated as maleless. Bases 220 to 3999 code for a protein of 1259 amino acids. NCBI's taxonomy places the organism in Eukaryota, Metazoa, Arthropoda, Insecta, Diptera, Culicidae. Gene Ontology annotation, molecular function: RNA helicase activity; 3'-5' DNA helicase activity; ATP hydrolysis activity. Gene Ontology annotation, biological process: positive regulation of transcription by RNA polymerase II; regulation of mRNA processing. The transcript is spliced from 6 exons. The record is from RefSeq and is a predicted model, not a curated record. Gene Ontology annotation, cellular component: cytoplasm; nucleolus; intracellular anatomical structure.
CUUUGUGCAGUGCGAAGUUCGCGUUUUUUUGUCGCAUUUUGAUUGAAGUUUUCCGGUGAAAAUCUUUUGCCAAUCGAAGCAAAUUUACGUGUUAUCGAAAGCGUAGCAGGUGAAGUGCAGUUUGUGCUAUUUUUUACGCAUUGAAGCGUGCUAUUGGAGCAGAAAUCGCAGUUUGAAAAAUCCCGUUUAUCGAUUUUCACCGGAGCACCGGAUUGAAUCAUGGCGAGCAAAGAUAUCAAAUCGUUCUUCUACGAAUGGUGCCAGAAAAGUAGCUUGUCUCCUACGUUUGAAGUGCGUCCGACUGGUCCCAAGAAUCGACAACGGUUCCUCUGCGAGGCUCGAGUCCCUACGAUAUCAUAUGUAGGUGCUGGCAACUCCACCAACAAAAAAGACGCCGAGCGUAACGCCGCCCGGGACUUUGUCAACUAUUUGGUCCGUGUCGGUAAGGUUGCUGCAUCGGAUAUUCCAUCGGAAGUCGAAGGUGGAGCCCCAGGAGGCAAUGCUGAAGGAGGAGCACCUCCUUCCUCUGGAGGACCACCUUCCUCCGGAGGACCACCCUCGUUGAUGAACAUCAACCCGGCAAAUGUGUUCAAGGGUGGACUUGGUCCUUCGGAUCUGGGUCAAGCAUACCGGCCGUUCGUGCGGGAUAAUACGUACACCCCAUCGAAGGAAGAACUGGCCGAACAGGUGGCCAGCAUGGAGUCGGCUGAAUCGCUGGAUGUCAAUGCCGGAAUACACGGCAAUUGGACCAUCGAAAAUGCCAAGGCCAAGCUCAACCAGUGGUUGCAAAUGAACAAGAUGAAUCCAGAUUACAAGUACACUGCCGUUGGUCCGGAUCAUAGCAGAAGCUUCAUGGCCGAAAUGACCAUCUACGUCAAGCAGUUGCGCCGUAACGUCACCGGUCGUGAGUCCGGCUCGAACAAGCAAUCGGCCAGCAAGUCUUGUGCCCUGUCUUUGAUUCGUCAGAUGUUCCACUUGGGUGUGAUCGAGGCGUACAGCGGCAAUCUGAAAACUGCAAAGAGUCAAGAACAGCUGAAGCCAUUCCCGGUGCGCAUCUCGCAACAGUUGGAGCAACGCAUUGAGCAGUGCCUGCAGGAUGUCGAAAUCCGUCCGGUUAACAUCGAACAGAAGGGUGGCACUGGCGAACCGGUCAGUCUGCUGCAUCCCUCGGAUGAUGUGCACUACAAGCCACAAUCGGUGAAUCUGACCCAACAGGCUUCGGUUAUUCCGUGGUCCCCGCCGGUGCCGAACUGGAACCCAUGGACUGCUUGCAACAUCGACGAAGGUUACCUGGCCACUGCAACACUGGAGCAAUUGAGUGAAGAUCUGAUGCAGGGUGCUCGAGAACGUGCUCAGCAGGAUACUCAGCUGCAGGAGAGUAUGCGAACUCGCCAGGAGCUACCGAUUGCCAAAGUGAGGAAUAAAAUUAUGGAGGCGAUCAAUGAAAAUCCGGUGGUGUUGAUCCGCGGUAAUACCGGUUGCGGUAAGACGACGCAAAUUGCGCAGUUCAUCCUGGAGGAUUACAUCAACUCCGGACAGGGAGCGUACUGUAACGUUUGCGUGACUCAACCGAGAAGAAUCAGUGCCGUUAGCGUGGCCGAACGUAUCGCCAAUGAACGAUGUGAGAACUUGGGCGAGUCAGUUGGUUAUUCGGUGCGAUUUGAAUCGGUUCUCCCGAGACCGUACGGUUCGAUCAUGUUCUGUACGAUUGGUGUUCUGUUGAGAAAGCUAGAAGCUGGAUUGCGGGGUGUGUCGCACGUUAUCGUGGAUGAGAUUCACGAACGUGACGUCAAUAGCGACUUUAUUCUGGUCGUCUUGCGUGACAUGUUACACACCUAUCCGGAUCUGAGGGUUAUCCUCAUGUCCGCUACGAUCGACACGACGCUGUUUUCCGACUACUUUGGAAACUGUCCGUGCAUUGAAGUCGUCGGAAGGACAUUCCCAGUCGACCAACACUUCUUGGAAGAUUGCAUUGAGAUGAUGAACUUUGUUCCUCCGCUGGAUAACAGGAAGCGCAAGCGUAAUGGCGGAGGAGGAAAGGAUGAUGACGAGGAAGGAGGUGAGGACGCAACUCUCAAGCUCAGCGGUGAAGCGGAUACGUCCAAUCUGAACGCGGUGAUCGAUGAGCGGAAGUACAACAUACAAACGAAGAACGCUAUGGCUCGCUUGUCGGAAUCGGAAGUUUCCUUCGAGCUGAUUGAGAGCUUGUUGAAUUUCAUCGAUUCUCAAAAUGUACCCGGAGCUGUGCUGGUGUUCCUGCCGGGAUGGAAUUUGAUCUUUGCGCUGAUGAAGUAUCUGCAAAGCAAGCCACAGUUCGGUGGUUCCAAGUGCAUCAUUUUGCCGCUGCAUUCGCAGCUUCCCCGCGAGGACCAGCGGAAGGUGUUCGAUCACUUUGGAAAUACGCGAAAGGUUAUCCUGGCAACGAACAUCGCCGAAACGUCGAUCACGAUCGACGAUGUUGUGUAUGUGAUCGAUGUGUGCAAGGCCAGGAUGAAGCUGUUCACGUCGCACAACAAUAUGACCAGUUAUGCGACGGUUUGGGCCGCCAGGACGAACUUGGAGCAAAGAAAGGGUCGUGCCGGUCGGGUCCGCCCCGGAAAGUGCUUCACACUGUGCUCCAGGGCCCGCUUCGAGAAGCUGGACGAACACAUGACACCGGAAAUGUUCCGCACUCCGCUGCACGAGCUGGCCCUCAGCAUCAAGUUGCUCCGUCUGGGCUCGAUUGGACAGUUCUUGUCCAAGGCCAUUGAACCACCACCACUGGAUGCCGUCAUCGAGGCCGAGGUGAUGCUGAAGGAGAUGAAGUGUUUGGAUGCUGCCGAAGAGCUGACUCCGUUCGGUCGCAUCCUGGCUCGCUUGCCCAUCGAACCGCGGCUGGGUAAGAUGAUGAUUUUGAGUACCCUCUUCGGAGUGUGCGACCCGGUGGCAACGAUGGCUGCAUACUCCGGGACGUUUUCGGAAAUUUUCCAACUGGACGUUGGACAGCGUCGCUUGAUGACCCACCAGAAGGCGCUCAGUGGAAAGAGGAACUCGGAUUACGUUGCGAUGCUGACUGCUUACAGAAUGUGGAACGAGAAGCGUCGGCGCAGCGAGGAAGCGGAAGUCCAGUUCUGCGAGUGGAAGGGACUCCAGAUGUCGACACUCCGUGUCAUGUCUGAAGCCAAGCGUCAAUUGUUGGAACUGCUCUCGCAGGCCGGCUUCCCAGAAGAAUCUAUGAUUGAAAUGGGUUUCGACCCGAAUGAGGACGACCCACGAUUGGAUAUGGCCUUGUCUUUGUUGUGCAUUGGUCUCUACCCGAACGUGUGCGUCCACAAGGAGAAACGUAAGGUGUUGACCACAGAAUCGAAGGCUGCCCUGCUCCACAAAACUUCAGUCAAUUGCAGCAAUUUGCAGGUGACAUUCCCCUAUCCGAUGUUCGUGUUUGGAGAGAAGAUUCGUACCCGAGCCGUUUCGUGCAAGCAGAUGUCGAUGGUCUCCCCGAUUCACUUACUGUUGUUCGGUAGCAAGAAGGUCGAAUGGGUUGACAACAUGGUCCGCCUCGACAAUUGGAUGAACUUCGAAAUGGAUCCCCAUCAGGCGGCGCUGAUUGUUACGCUCCGACCGGUGCUACAAGAUCUGUUGAUUCGCAUUUCCGAAAGUCCCGAGGAAGUCAAUCGGCUGGAAGAGCGCUACCAAAAUUUGAUCGAUGUGGUUAAGGACCUGUGCGUGUUCGAUGCCGGAGACUGCGAUAUCAAGCGAGAGACUGGUUUGACUCCGUUGGAUCAGGCGCGUUCCAAUUCGAAUAAAUUCCCACGCUCGGACAAUGGUAACCGGUUCGGCGGCGGUGGUGGCGGUGGUUCCCGCUUCAACAACGGCGGUGGUGGAUUUGGUGGAAAUCGGGGAGGUUUCGGUGGAAACCGAGGUGGAUUCGGUGGAAAUCGAGGUGGAGGUGGAUUCAGUGGAAACAGGGGAAGUUUCGGUGGUGGAUAUGGCGGUGGCCAAGGCGGACGACGUUGGUAAAUUUUAAAUAAUUUCUUAAUCGUUCAAUGCUCUGCUAUUCUGUUCCGUACGCCACAUUGCAAACCAAGCAUUUCCAAAGUUUAGCUCUUUCCUGCCCAUGGUUGCCUAGAUGAUCCUCGCCAAGAGGGAUUUUACGCAGUAACUUGGUAGUUCGGUUUUGGAAGUAUGUUAUGACAGAACGCUCUGAAAAGGAAAGAAUUAACAAAACAAAUUUUAAUUCAACUGUGAAGUGAUGCUUGGAACAGAAAAGCAAAGCUUGAAUGACUUGAUCUUGGAUUGCAUAAUUGCGAAGAAUUUCAAAUAACUGUUUCUAAUAAUAGUGAUGAUAGUAGUAGUAGCGGAUUCAGUAUCGAUUGGAUAGUGAAAGUAUCCAUACUAGUUGUCGUAAUUUAUCUUACUUGGCGUUUGGACCUCUUCUGGACAGUGUGCCAGUUUGUGACACAUUAGUUUUAAAGUAAUAAUAAAUGGUACCUAACAAAA